This is a messenger RNA of Xyrauchen texanus (razorback sucker), 1309 nucleotides long. RefSeq names its product rho-related GTP-binding protein RhoA-B. Bases 96 to 677 code for a protein of 193 amino acids. Gene Ontology annotation, biological process: small GTPase-mediated signal transduction; stress fiber assembly; cell migration. Gene Ontology annotation, molecular function: GTPase activity; GTP binding. The transcript has 5 exons. The record is from RefSeq and is a predicted model, not a curated record. NCBI's taxonomy places the organism in Eukaryota, Metazoa, Chordata, Actinopteri, Cypriniformes, Catostomidae. Gene Ontology annotation, cellular component: dendritic spine; cleavage furrow.
CGCGCACUCGACAACGGGUUAUUGUAUCGGACAGAAGAGGCGACAGAGCACACCGUUGGAAAUAAAAACAACGGCUAGCCAUCUAAACUGCAGACAUGGCAGCAAUCCGCAAGAAGCUGGUGAUUGUUGGAGAUGGUGCGUGUGGAAAAACUUGUUUGCUUAUCGUAUUCAGUAAAGACCAGUUCCCAGAAGUCUACGUACCCACUGUGUUUGAGAACUAUGUUGCAGACAUCGAGGUUGACAGCAAACAGGUGGAACUCGCAUUGUGGGAUACUGCAGGACAGGAGGACUAUGAUAGGCUCCGCCCCCUUUCGUACCCAGACACUGACGUCAUUCUAAUGUGCUUCUCUAUUGACAGUCCUGACAGUUUAGAGAAUAUUCCAGAGAAGUGGACACCUGAGGUUAAACACUUUUGUCCCAAUGUUCCCAUCAUCCUUGUGGGUAACAAAAAGGACCUGCGGAAUGAUGAACACACACGCAGAGAGCUGACCAAGAUGAAGCAGGAGCCAGUUAAGGCAGAGGAAGGGAGAGAUAUGGCCAAUCGGAUUGGAGCAUUUGGCUAUAUGGAGUGCUCAGCCAAAACAAAAGAUGGAGUUCGGGAGGUGUUUGAAAUGGCCACUAGAGCGGCGCUGCAGGCUCGCAGGGGAAAGAAGAGCAACAAAUGUCUUCUGCUGUGAAUACUUGGCACUGGACUCUAUGCCUGUUCUGGGGCUCAAAUAGAGUGUGUGAGGGGCACACUCCUAUUUACAGUCUCACAUCCGCCAAAUGCUUUGGAAAGAGAUCCCUGGAAAAAAAAAAGCUUUGUUUUGUCAGUUUCCCUCUUGGUCUUAUGUUUUUAGUCAUGGAGAUGUUUAUCAGUAUUUAAGAGAACUUUGAGAAAUGAGACUUUUUUUUAUGCUUUACCUGAAUUUGUGGUAUCCAUUCAAGCUUUCCCAUCUGCCAAAUGCUGUCACGUGACCCUCUGGACUGAUUGGAACGAUGUGAUCCUGUGAGAUCCCAAUCAAUAAAUCUCAGCCAUUGCUCAUAUUCUGGGCUUUUUUCUGCAACAUGAAAUAGGGCUGAACUUGAUAUGUUUCUGUAUGUAUGAAUCAUUAUAAGAUUUUGUUUUUUAGAUUGGGGCAAGAUUGGGAUUUUUGAACAAAGUACAAAUGGCUGUUUUAAAGCAAAAAAGAGCAUGGGGUGGGGGGUUGAUAUGUAUACAUACCUGUACAUAUGAAUGUGUGUAUUUAUAUGUACACACAAUCAGGACUGGAAACGUAUUUGUAAACUAGACUUGGUAAUCUUGUGUAAUUAAAAUAUGUUCUAUAAG